AUGGCCACUGUUCAUGUUGUCGGUCUGAAAAUCAAUUCUGGAUCUCCAGGGAAGGACACAUCCCGAAAGGCACCUGAUGCAAUUCAUGCUGCUUUAUCACCGUCAUCAUCUCUAUCAUUACUCAGAGCUUCUACAAAGGCCAGUUUUGAUCCAGUACACGGAGGAGAGAUGUCUCAGCUCGAGUAUCAUAACUGUCUGAAGCCGCCUUCUGUGUUUUGA
Messenger RNA from Arabidopsis thaliana (thale cress), 219 nucleotides. RefSeq lists its product as uncharacterized. The transcript is spliced from 2 exons. The coding region runs from base 1 to 219 and encodes 72 amino acids. NCBI's taxonomy places the organism in Eukaryota, Viridiplantae, Streptophyta, Magnoliopsida, Brassicales, Brassicaceae. The record is from RefSeq and is marked reviewed.